Molecule: messenger RNA, 5278 nt
Organism: Cyprinus carpio (common carp)
Lineage: Eukaryota; Metazoa; Chordata; Actinopteri; Cypriniformes; Cyprinidae
Gene: alpk3b
Product: alpha kinase 3b
Biological process (GO): cardiac muscle cell development
Cellular component (GO): nucleus
Source: RefSeq, a predicted model, not a curated record
AGGAUUCAGGGGUACCUAGUAUGACCUGAUGUUCACCUGCAUGUGGCACCACAGGUCCAAAUCCUUCACAAGCUUAUCAUACUUCCACUAAUGCACAUUGGAUGAAAACUAGCAGGACCCCAUCAUGAGAUGUCUGUGUAACUACAGCUUCAUGGUGCUUGGAAAGGAACCCCAUGUCCUCAAAUGCCUCACUUUAUAGUCUGCAUUAAUGGAGCUCAGAGAAAUGCCAUCAGGCAGACAAGCAGGUUUACUUGAAUAGGCAAUCCAUUUAAGGGUUAUGCUGGGUUACUACAGGACUUACAUGAGUGGUACUGGCCCUGUACUGACUUUGAAAAAAUAAUUUAAGAAGGACUUCUAUCAUGGAUUUCAGUAAGAGAGGGAUGUUUUAGUUGACAGAAAAAAAAAAAAAAAAAAAAGCUAGUGAGUCGGUUUUGGAAAAUGCUAUGUGCUUGUGUGUCUAUUUGUGGCCUUGCUAUAAUUAGCCUUCAUGGCCACGCAAGCUACAGACUGAUUGGAAACAGUAGAGUCUUAUGCCCCGGUGCACCACUCCAGGAGUCCAACAGCACAGAAGGAAAACACUGAGCUUAGAGCGCACCCCCGAGUGUCCAAGUAAAGACGAAAACAUAUGGAGAAUCUACUGCUGGGAUGCUGGCUGUGAUGACAGACGAGUCUUGCUGACUAAGAAGAUGAGUUCCAGAAGGCAGCUGAACCGAUCCCUCUCAAGUGAUGGAAGGUCUUACUAUGGUGGCAGUGAUAUCAGCCCUCAGAAUAGAAGGGUUGGCUGUAGGAGCUACCUGAGCAGUGUUCGAUCUGAAAGCAGCUAUGCUGGUCAUAGAUUCUCUCAGUUCAAGCCAUCCAGGAGCACUCUCUGCAGUGUCAUGGCCCAAUUAACUGAGGAGAUACAGCCAUCAUUUGAGACCACAUUAAAAUCCAAAGCUGUGUCUGAAGACACUAACGUCAAGUUCAGCUGCGUGGUCUCAGGCCACCCAGUCCCUGAGGUGACGUGGUACAAAGAUGAUGUACAGCUGGACAGAUACUGCGGCCUUCCCAAAUAUGAAAUUUCACGUGAUGACAAGACACAUUCACUCCAAAUAUACAACUGUACUCUGGAGGAUGCUGCAAUUUACCAAGCAUCAGCACAGAACAGUCGAGGCAUCGUGUCAUGUUCAGGGGUGUUGGAGGUGGGGACAAUGAGUGAGUACAAGAUUCAUCAAAAUUACUUUGCAAAGCUCAAACUGCGAAAUGAGAACCGACGUCGUGAGCAGGAGGAGCCCCGCAAUGCAUGCAAAGAGAAUGUCCCAGCAGCCCGUGAGAAUGUCAGGGUGAGCAGUCCUGAAAGAGCCCAAAGGAAACGUAGGUCCCCCAUGGAGACCAGAGCGGCUGGCAGCCCUUCAGAGGAGAAAGCCAUGGAGGUGGAUGCUCUCAGUCCAACACCUCCAGUUCAAGAGUCAGUAUCAACAUCUGUUCAUGAAAUCUCAAACUGUGAAAUGAUCACAAACAGAGACAAAGAUGGCCAGGGGCUAAGGUAUGGCCAUGAUACCGUGCAUAAUGCCUCCAGCAAACAGACUAAUGAGCAUUACGUCAAGAAGAAGAUCAAAAUCUCAACAGAAGCAAAAGAGGGAAUUAAGGAAAACAGACAGAAUGGAAGAAGGGAAGAGAUAAUGAAUGAGAGUGGAGCUUCCACUGAAGAGAUGGAAGUACAGAACACUGUCGAUCAGAUCACCUCCGUGACUGAAUAUGAAAACAAAAUGGACAUAACAGACAGACAAAUAAGUGAAAAACAAUCAGUGAAAGUGAACAAAAGCGCCUCAAAAGAAUCAAAGAGAGCCCAGGGUGCUCAGACUGCCUCAGUGUCUGAAUCUAGAAACAAAAUGGACAAAACAGACACAAGAAAAUUUGAAAAAACUUCAGCAUACACAAACAAAAGUGGCUCAGAAGAAUCAAAAAGAGCUCAGGGUGCUCAGAUCACAUCAGCAACAGAAUCUAAAAACAAAAUGGACAUAGACACAAAAGCAACUGAAAAACAGUCAGAGAGAGUGAACAAAAUGGUCUCAGAAAAACCAAAGGGAGCUCAGGGUGUUCAGAUCACCUCAGUGACUGAAUCAAGAAUUAAAAUGGACAUAACCAGAAAUAAGAAUCAAAAAUUGUCAAUGAAAGAAAACAAAAGUCCCUCAGAAGAAUCAAAGAGAGCUCAGGGUGCUCAUAUUGCCUCAGCUACUGAAUCAAGAAACAGAAUUGGCAUAACAGUCACAAAAACGAAUGAAAAACAGCCAGUAAAGGUAAACAAAAGUGCCUUCGAAGAAUCAAAGAGAGCUCACCAUGCCUCAGUGACUGAAUCUAGAAACAAAAUGGACAUAACAGUCACAAAAACAAAUGAAAAACAGUCAGAGAAAGUGAACAAAGGUGUCUCAGAAGAACCAAAGAGUGCUCAGUGUGCUCAGAUUGCCUCAAUGACUGAAUCAAGUAGCAAAAUGGACAUAAAAGACACAAAAAAGAAUGAAAAACAGUCAGAGAAAGUCAAUAAAAGUGUCUUGGAAGAAUCAAAGAGAGCUCAGGGUGUUCAGAUUGCCUCAGUGACUGAAUCAAGUAGCAAUAUGGACAUAACAGACACAAAAACAAAUGAAAAACGGUCAGAGAAAAUGCACAAAAGUGUCUCAGAGGAAUCAAAGAGAGCUCAAGGUGCUCAGAUCACUUCAGUGACUGAUUCAAAAAUCAAAGUGGACAUAACAGACACAAAAAAGAAUGAUAAGCAGUCAGAGAAAGCAAAGGAAAGUUCCUCAGAAUCAAAGAGAGUUCAAAAGCCCAUUACAACCCAGAAACAACUGCCACUGAAGUUUUCCAUGACAACCCAGAUGAACAAGGUGGUUGAGAACACAAAGCUGACUAAAUCAUCUGACAAAGGGACGUCAAACCUCCAACCUCAAGCUCUAGAUAAUAUCCAGAACUGUAAUCCAAGAGUUAUAGACAACAAGCUCAUGGAUUUUGAUGACCACAGGAAUAAAACUCCAGCAGGUACAUGUGUGAGGAUCUUUCCUCAUUCCUGUGGUGGGAAUGACGUCAAUGUGGACACAGGGGAGAGGAAUGCGUCUGCAUGCUCUCUUAGGAGCUUGUCUGCAGGUGAUACUCACACUCAACCCACAGAGCCACCAAUUUGUGGAGACGUUCCUCCUUUUCACAAGGAAGCACCCAUGGAUAUAAAGCAGCAACCCUCAUUAAUACACGAGGUCACUGCGAGUGUUACGGAAACACUCAGUUCCUGCCACCUUGCAUCACAGGGAAAGAAGCUGAGAACAGGUGAUCAGUCUGUCGCAUCAACAAAGAGCAGUACACUUGUCACUGAGCCUCAAAACACUCAGCCGAGUGAGAAAAUCUCCUCAGGUCAUAUUUCACACAUGCUUCAAGAUGGCCAAGUCACUACAGCUAUGAGUUCCUCAUUAGGAGAUGACACACUAACUAACAUGUGUGAGAAGGAUAGCAAAGUUGAAAGCCGACUUAUCAAAGAGUCUGAUAAACUAAAAGGUGAAACAAAACUUGCAUCUGUUUCUAAAGAAAAGUCAACGGCAAACCAUUCCACAAAUCAAGUCAUUGUUACAGAAUUUGUACAAUUUCGCACGACAAACUCAGAUGUGUUGCAACCACAGACCAUGAAUGACUCAUCAAUCUCUAAUGUUCAAAUGAAAGAUAAUAAGGCCCAAGAGUGGCAGAGCACUUGUCUUGAAUCUACAGACAAUGUUGCUAAAAUGGACAUACAGGCGCAGUCUAAUGUAACCACAUCUGAAAUACCCAAAUUAACUCAUCAAAAAACCAAUGAUCAUUCUGACCCCUCUACAUUCCUUUCCCAAUGUUCAAAGGUUUUACCCACAGAAUUUACCAUUCCUACAAUAUAUAUAACAGAUGUGGACAGCAUAUCUCAAAAUAGUACAGAAACAGAACACACUGUAGAUGCUGUUGAAACCAGAACUGAAAUAAAUACAGUAACCUCUAACGUGACACAUAGCAACACAAUCAUGCAAGUAGGUAAUAUAUCUGAAUGCACAGACACCAAGAACAAAACCACAGCUGUUUUGGAAUCUGAAGGACUGCAUGAUGAAAAGCUUGAUCUUUCCCUGCAUUCACAACCCUCUGAAGUCAACAAGCCUCAUCAACAGCCACUAACUCAAGAAAAACUGAUUCAAGGACCUGAAUCAAGUCACUGUGUCACUGACUUUGUUGCAUCAGACUUAAUUAGAUUGAAAGAUGUCACUAUGCAAUGUCACUCUGCUGACAAAAUCAUAAAGACCAAUGAAGCUGACUUAGCUGAAAUUAAAGAAACAGAUUUUCAUCUGAAUACUGAUCCGGACUCCUUCAUAAAACAAUUGAAGUUGGCUGCAUUAGACCUCGAGAGUCCAAAUCUAAGUACUACAGCUAAGAUAAAAGCUGCACCCCAUAUAAAUGCGAAAGAAAAUAUUAAAUGUGGCGAGGAAGAAAAUUCUGCAGUGACAGAGCUCACUUCCUGUAAGGUAACAAUUCCAUCAAAGCCUACAGACCAGGUCUUCAACUCUGCUGCUGCCCACAGUGAGCUUGCCACCAAGACCGAUCAAAAAACUACAUUACCCAGGAUUAAAACAGAGAAGAUUGAAACAGGAAUGACCGUAUGUCUUGAAGAAGCAAAAAGAGAUUCAUAUCAGGGGGACAAUAUAUCUUUGAAGACACAACCUGCAUCUCUAUCACAAUUAGUCAGUAACACACCAUUGAAGACAUCAUUGGAAACACACUCCCCUCGUCUCACCCAGAGGACUGUCCAGGCUGACCUCCCCAAACCUGCAGGAAAUGAGAAUGUUAAGCCCAAAUCAGCAGAGAAAGACAAAGAAAACCAAUUCAAAGUCCCACAGGUUAUCCGUAAAAUCCGACCAGAGGUGUUUGAUGCCUCUGGACACCUGAAACUCUGGUGUCAGUUUUUUAACAUAGUAAGUGACUCAACAAUAAAAUGGUACAAGGAUGAAGUAGAAAUUGCUGAGAUAAAGAGAAGUGCAGGAGAUGAGACUCAAGUGUGCUUGGCUAUUAUACAGAUGUCCAAAAGAGACUGUGGUGUUUAAAGAUGCACCAUUACCAAUGAAUAUGGCAAAGAUUUCACAGAGUAUCUUCUUAGCACAGAGUUUCUGUCCAAUAUACUUCUGCAUGAGAAGCUCAAGGAAGUUGGGGAGGAGAUUGAGAUGACUCCUCUGAUCUUCAGUAAAGGUCUUGCUGAUGCAGGUUGCUGGGGCUCAAAGUUCUAUGGCCGUGUGACAACAGAAGAAGC